UCUCAAAAUAUCUUUCAAGCACAUUAGCCUGCUGAAAUGCAAAACAUCGUGUCGGAAUUACUGUGAAAGUCUUCUUGUUAGUUGGUGAAUGUUUUUUUCUAAAAUACUGUUUUUAUUCGUAAAGUGACUGUGUGUUUACGAACGAAAGUUAUCAUAACUAUCAUUGUUAAGUUUUCUUCAAAGUUUGUUAAGUUGUGUUAAAGUGCCAAGGAGUAAAAGAAAGACCUUGACAAUUGAUAGUUUAUUUCUGAAAUGAAGUUUUUCUCUAAACACCUAGUGUCGAUGCUGUGAUUUUUAGUUUGCAAUGGCUGCAUCCAUUAUGGAGUUGCCAGACAACUCAUCGGGUAUCAAUAUUAGUGAUGUCAUUGAAGUUAUAGAGACUGAUUGCAACAGCAUGGAUUCGACCAGACGAGAGGGUCCUUACAUCAAGAUUGUUGAACAACCUGCGUCCAAAGCACUUAGAUUUCGUUACGAGUGUGAAGGAAGAUCGGCUGGAAGUAUUCCAGGUGUAAAUAGCUCUACAGAGAACAAGACUUAUCCUACAAUACAGAUUAAAAAUUACAAAGGGAAAGUAGUGGUUGUGGUUUCGUGUGUGACCAAAGAUGCACCCUAUAAACCCCACCCCCACAACCUUGUUGGCCGAGAAGGUUGCAAAAGGGGAGUCUGUACACUUGAGAUUCACAAUGACACAAUGACCCAAAGUUUCGACCAUCUUGGAAUCCAAUGUGUGAAAAAGAAAGAUAUUGAAGACGCCCUCAGGAUAAGAGAAGAGAUAAGAGUUGACCCUUUUAAAACUGGUUUCUCACACAGGACACAGGCGGGCUCGAUAGACUUGAAUGCUGUCAGAUUAUGUUUUCAGGCCUUCUUAGAGGACAGACCAAAUUCUGGAACAUUUACAAUUCCAUUGGUGCCUGUUGUUUCAGAAAUCAUCUAUGACAAAAAAGCACUUUGUGAUCUAGCCAUCUGCAGGCUGAGCCAUAGCUCUGCCACAGUGGCGGGGGGUCUGGAGAUGAUAUUGCUCUGCGAAAAAGUUCUCAAAGAGGACAUUGCAGUGAGGUUGUACGAGGAGAAGAACGGAGAAAUAGUGUGGGCGGCCAACUGUGAGUUCACCCCGGCCCAGGUACAUAAACAGGUGGCCAUCACGUUCAAGACCCCACGCUACCACACUAUGCAGGUGGACAAGCCAGUUCAGGUGUUUAUCCAACUACAGCGACCUUCCGACCACGAGACCAGCGAACCCUUGCCCUUCCAGCUGACUCCACUAGACUCAGGUUCUGUGUCAGGGGAGCAGCUAAACCGCAAGAAGCCACGGUUGAACGAUGUCGAUCGUUUGCUGAUUGCAGACAAGGACCCAUUACGUGCAAGCCCUCGAUUGUCCCCGGGGCCCACUGUCAAAAGAGAACCUGCAGAUACUAGUCCGAACCCGUACUCAGUCUACAGUCCUGGAGCAGUCAGGGUGGCAAGUGUUUACCACCCUGACCUGGAAUACAACCCCAUGUUUUACCAAGCACUACCUUCAACCUCGAUGGGUUACCAGGCGAGGACUGUCACAGUACCUUCACUCUCCGCUUUGAAACCCGUGGCCGUCAGUCCGGGGGCGAGACUGAGCCCCGCAAGUAGUCCCCAGGCCUUAGGUAGGGUGUCACCCCUACCUGUCGCCAAUGCCGUAGCAGUACCUUCGGACAUAUACAUGCGGGAGCCGCUGCAGAACGGUUCGCUGCUGGACAUCUCCUCGUUUGUAGCAGAACCCAUGGAGCAUAUCACUGUAGACUCUAAAGACUUCUCAGGCUGUGAUAUAAACCUGUCUGAAAACCUUUCUAACAACCUUCAUCUCAGUGAUGCCAACAUUGUAAACCCUCUGCAGGAGAACAUGACAGACAGUUUCACCAAGCUUGCCAACACGGCGUACUCAGAGUUUGAAGGAAAGUAAUACAGUUAUGGUAAACAUCACAAAAGUAACAAAGAAAAGUUUUGUUGCAGAUAUUGUAAAUUUGUUUAAGAAUUAUUUUUUUACAGCUCUUCCUGAUCACUUUUGUUCUGCCUGUUUACCCUUUACAGAAUGUUUUCCAACAUUGGAUAUUUUAUAUACGUUCUUAAUAGGACUUUUGUAAUAGUUUUAUGAAGAAAUGUAUUAACAUGGAAAAUUGUAUAACAUUAGAAUCAUUAACGGGGUAAACUGCUGUUAUUUUUUUGUUAAAAAAAAAACAUUUUGUGCCUACAAAAUGUAAGAAAGGUAAGUUAAGUUAUUUUUUACUUAAAAUUUACAUUUAAAGACCCUUAAUGGUGCUUUUUCAUUCAAACUCAAACCAAACCAAUUUCAGCGUCAGGUUUUAUCUUACAAAUUCUUAUUUUUUUUUAAUGACGUAGAUUAAAAAAAGUCUCGACAGUUUUUAAAUGUAUAUAUGUGAAGGAGUGUAUUAUAAUAAUUCUGUAAAUUUUGUACUAAACAUAGUGAUUUAUCUCUUUUCUUCAAUUCAUUACAGAUAUAUAGUUUGAUUUAAUUUAAAAAUUGUGGAGUUAACGUCCUCUAUUCAUAUUUUUAGAUGAUCUCUAAAAGGAACAAACCUUUAUUAUUUAAGUUAGAAUAAUUCAGCCUAUGUACAACACAGGGUAGUGAUUUUCUUUGUACCUAACACAUAGUGAAAGGGAAAAGCUAUUUGGUAAAAAUUAUAUCACAUCACUUAAGUUAGGAAACAAGCUCAAAAAUCAGAACAAGGUAGCCUACUAGUCACAAACUUCAACCACUGAACUGUGUCUAUCACUCAGCUCUUAACUUAAUUUCAUCCAUUAUCUGAUAAUUACCAGCACUAUGUUUAUCGUAGAAAAAGAAUUUUUAUUAAAGAAGAUAUAUUGUAAAAUGACAAAAAUCAUGCUGCAACCAACAUUUGUUCCCAGUCCGUAUUGUAUGUUUGUAACAUUUCCUGAGCUGUGAUAUAAUUGUGCUAUGUAACUUUGGUUGUUUUAUGUUUUAAAGACCUCUAAAUAGUUAAGGCUACUUGUGUUGACAUGUUACCUUCGAUAAGUAUGCAUUUAAUGUGAGUUUUAAAAUCAACGCUCAAACCAAGGGUUGUGUUGAUUAAAUGAUUUUUUAUCAAAUUAUGAAAUUAUUUAUCUUUUUAUCUAUUUAGUUGUAAGUGUUAAAGUAUACAAAGUGUGAUUUAUUAAUUUAUCUUACUUGAUAUUAUUGAUUUUUUUUAUAAAUGCUUUUUACUAUUUGCUAAAAUGCAAUUAAAAUGUUCUGUAUGAUAAUGAAUUUAAAGGGUCAUUUGUUUGAAAAAAUGUUUCGCUUAACGUAAGUUCAGACUUUGUCAAUAUACUUUAUUUUUAUUUUAUGUAACUUCUACUGGCAUAUUUGAUUUUUAAUCCAAGUUCCUUUCACCUUUUUGUGAAGAAAACGUGUACUUUGUACAUCCAUUUAAUUAUAAAUACAAUCAUCGAAUCAUCCAUGUAAUGAUGUAUAUAAUAUGUUUAAAAAAUUAAUGACGGUAGAAAUUUUAUUAAUAUGCUCUGUGUUUUUAAAGAGAUUCAAAAUUAAUGUUACGGUAUUGACACACUAUAAUAGACUUUGCAGUAAAUUUACCUAUAAAGGGGGAAGAGCUACUCAAAUACUAUUUGUCAUAGAGAAAAAAGAUUUUUUAAAAUUCUCUUCUGGUGGAGACCAUGACAAUAAUAAGGCUCUCAAAACAUAAGUUUGUUGAAAUAAUUUAAGCCAUACAGUAGUCACAUAAAGCCUGUUUCUUUAUUCAAACUACUAGUAACAAUAACAGAGGAACACACAUAUCAUAAAUGAGUAAACACUCUUUGUUAUUUACAUUUUGUUGAUGAGAUGUAAUUAUUUUCAAAGAUUAACCAUGAGGUCAAAGUUCGCAUUAAAUGAGAGUAUAUUCAUUCUUUCUGUAACCCUUACUUGUUAUGUACAACUGCAAGUUUGAUCAAACACCCUGCAUUGCAAAAUAUUUAUCCAAACAAAAUCCAUGGCAAUUUUGGAUUAUGAAAUUUGUGUAUUGAAAAGGCUAACAUGAUGCAUAACUUGUUGUAAAUAAGGUAAUCAUCAUGUUUAAUCGUGUAUAAAUGCAGAACUAUAUUAUUUAAUUGUACAUAGAAAAGUUCUAUUUACAAAGAACGUUUGAGACUCAAUAAAUUAAGUGUAAAAAUAAUUUUAGUAUAAACUCAAAAUAUUCAAUGUACAAUAGUAAACUUUUUUACUUUUAAAUAUAAGUAGAUUAUGUUGGAAGAUGUAUAUGCACUACAGUAAAAUAAGCAAGCUUUUAAUACAUUUAUAAAUGUUGUGCAAUAAAAUGUUAUAUUUGUUCUGUUGAUUAUUCAAAGUUUCUGUUAAUUAUAUGACAUCUUUAUUAAAUACAUACCAUUGAAAAUGUUAA
Molecule: messenger RNA, 4382 nt
Organism: Macrosteles quadrilineatus (aster leafhopper)
Lineage: Eukaryota; Metazoa; Arthropoda; Insecta; Hemiptera; Cicadellidae
Product: embryonic polarity protein dorsal-like
Exons: 12
Coding region: 305-1930 (541 amino acids)
Biological process (GO): inflammatory response; innate immune response; cellular response to stress
Cellular component (GO): cytoplasm
Molecular function (GO): DNA-binding transcription factor activity; DNA binding
Source: RefSeq, a predicted model, not a curated record